CAGCUCUCCGCGUGAGUUCCACGCCAGGCAGACGCGGUCACGUGAAAUCAGCCGUGCAUGAAUCCAAGCCCAAUCUCCUCCUGUGAUCUAGCCAAGAUAAUUCGAAUAGGAAUUUGGAUCCCUUCUCACUCCAAGUGGAUGCUAUGCGAUGCCAGCCAUCUGCUCUUGUCUUCGAUCGCCUGAGGAUAAGGCUUUCCCCAGAUGACAUGCCACGGACAGAUCGCCCUGUCUCCAGUCCAUGCUACCAAGUCAUGCGCGGCGACCCACUCGGUGCCACCACCAAGAUGCACUUCAGGUGUGCGUGGACAAGAGACCUGCAUAGCCUCAGGUGACGAGAGUUUCUGCUUGGUUUUCUGCCGCGCGUGCUGUGCACGGAGUCCCGACGCCUUCGAGUGCCAGCCCAAGACGCAGUGUGUGGACGAUUGUCAAGGACUGUAGCGUCCUAGUAUCUAACAAGUAUC
Mycena citricolor is the source of this 461-nucleotide messenger RNA. The record is from the annotation of a GenBank genome assembly. Lineage: Eukaryota; Fungi; Basidiomycota; Agaricomycetes; Agaricales; Mycenaceae.